Myxocyprinus asiaticus (Chinese sucker) is the source of this 2210-nucleotide messenger RNA. RefSeq names its product calcium/calmodulin-dependent protein kinase type IV-like. The transcript has 12 exons. The record is from RefSeq and is a predicted model, not a curated record. Gene Ontology annotation, biological process: protein phosphorylation. Lineage: Eukaryota; Metazoa; Chordata; Actinopteri; Cypriniformes; Catostomidae. The coding region runs from base 147 to 1238 and encodes 363 amino acids. Gene Ontology annotation, molecular function: calcium/calmodulin-dependent protein kinase activity; calmodulin binding; ATP binding.
CCUACAUAGGCGACAGUAAGACCCAGUGGAAGCCGCGAGCACCUAUCAGAGAACGACAUGACAACCGCGACACACUGACGGUACACAUUCACGUCCACUCAGUGCACCUCAGGAACACACAUUACAGAUCCCGUGAAGCGCUAGAGAUGCUGAAAGUGACUGUAACCGCCUCUCGCGCCGCUCCUGAAUACUGGAUCGACGGAUCCAAGAAAGAGACGCUGGCCGACUUCUAUGAGCUCGAGUCUGAACUGGGACGGGGAGCCACAUCAGUGGUGUUCAGAUGCCGACAGAAAGACACCCAGAAACACUAUGCUGUGAAGAUGCUGAAGAAAACAGUUGACAAGAAGAUUGUACGAACGGAGAUAGGUGUAUUACUGCGCCUCUCUCAUCCAAAUAUAAUAAAACUGAAGGAGAUCUUCGAGACCCCUGCGGAGAUUAGCCUUGUGUUAGAACUUGUUACCGGCGGAGAAUUAUUUGACAGGGUGGUGGAGAAGGGCUACUACAGUGAACGAGAUGCAGCUGAUGCUGUUAAACAAGUCCUUGAGGCAGUUGCGUACCUGCAUGAGAACGGCAUAGUGCACAGAGACCUGAAACCUGAGAACCUCCUGUACGCCACCACAGCGCCAGAUGCGCCGCUCAAAAUAGCUGAUUUUGGUUUGUCAAAAAUUGUGGAUGAUCAGGUUACUAUGAAGACCGUGUGCGGGACUCCAGGCUAUUGUGCUCCUGAGAUUUUGCGGGGAUGUGCCUAUGGCUCUGAGGUUGACAUGUGGUCUGUGGGAGUUAUCACGUACAUUUUGUUAUGUGGUUUUGAGCCCUUUUUUGAUGACAGAGGAGACCAGUACAUGUUUAAACGCAUCUUGAACUGUGAAUAUGAAUUUGUCUCCCCCUGGUGGGAUAAUGUUUCUCUCAACGCCAAGGACCUGGUAAAGAAACUGAUUGUCCAGGAUCCAAAGAAACGGCUGACGACACAGCAGGCCCUGCAGCACCCCUGGGUCACUGGAAAGGCUGUUAACUUCACCCAUAUGGACACAGCACAGAAGAAACUCCAGGAGUUCAAUGCUCGAAGAAAGCUCAAGGCAGCGGUCAAAGCGGUGGUGGCCUCAACUCGACUGGGCAGCGCAGGAAGCCACGGCAGCACAGACAACAACAAGACUGACUGCAGCCACUCCAUCCAGCAGAAGACAGCAGAAGUUCAGCCAGACACUGUACAACCUCAAAUUCAGAAUGAAGGCUCUUAGAUUUCCACACUGGAACUGGAAUUAGAAAUGUAACUACUUCCCUUCAUGAAAGGAACUCAUUGCUUUUCGCAGUGGGCCUCAUAAAGGACUGAACUGGUGAACUUUGUCUGGUACUUCUGCAUGCAGACUGUUUGUCUAUGGAAAAGUUCCACAUUGUGACUCAGCCAAAUGCCAUACCAUGCCAACAUUUGAUAAAUACUUAACUUUGGAUUUUUUUUACAGUGAAUGAAUACAUUCAUCUAUUGUGGGUGGCAAUGACAAGAACUGAAUGUCAUUAGAUUAUGCGAUCAUUACAUCUAAGAUGGGGUUCAAAAGUCGGAAACCACGCUGGAAAUCUGGGAUUUUUUCAUGUCUAAACAUGGUAAUAAACAAAGUUUUAGGAUUUUGAAAAUGUAAAAAAAGUUAUGACAUAAAAUGCUAUUAUUUAUAAUGCUAUAUUUUUGAUUCUGCAAUAUUUCUACGUCACUAAUCAGAUGUAAGCAAAUUUGUGAUACUGAACAUGUUAACUGCUUUGUCAGAAUUCCUUGCUUCCAUUAAAACACACAAGAUGCUCUUUGGAAUAUUGGCGUUUUAUUUUCACUCAAAUUGUUAUGCUAAUAAUUUAUAAUUAUUAUUUUAUAUGAAACACUUUAUAUUAAAUUAGAAAAUGCAAAGUGCAAACAUUUUCACUAGACUGGUCUCAGACCCUUGGACCCCAAUGUUUGUUCAUCCAGAUUUAUUUCAUCAUGCUCUUGAUAAUAUCAACAUCUUAUCAUAAAGGUGAAGUACUCUAUGGACAUUAAGCUCUUUAAUUGUAUAAAUUACAUUUGUGAUGCUUUUUAUUGAAAUUAUUUUAUUUGUUCAGGUUUUAUGCAAUAUUUAAAGAUAAACAAACAGAUGUAAGAAUUUCCAUGUGGACAUUUAAUUGAACAUAAGCUUCAGCUGAGAAUAUAGAGGGCCAAAUUACUCAAAAAUAAAUAUUUAAAUAAAUGA